This is a messenger RNA of Carassius gibelio (silver crucian carp), 1232 nucleotides long. It is a transcript of the gene hyi, whose product is annotated as hydroxypyruvate isomerase. The record is from RefSeq and is a predicted model, not a curated record. Gene Ontology annotation, molecular function: hydroxypyruvate isomerase activity. The coding region runs from base 151 to 966 and encodes 271 amino acids. Gene Ontology annotation, biological process: glyoxylate metabolic process. Lineage: Eukaryota; Metazoa; Chordata; Actinopteri; Cypriniformes; Cyprinidae. The transcript is spliced from 8 exons.
UCAGUCAGCUGAGCGCUGAGGAUGUAAACACUGAGCACGUGUUUAGAUAGCGUCUGAUCAAUAAGCGCUGGACUUUGAUCAUUCAGUUAAUUAUUAGUUUUACCGUCUGUCUGUCAUUCAGUUGCGCAUGUGUGUCCUGCUGACGAUUCAAUGGCGCCGUUAAAGUUUUGUGCCAAUAUUUCAUGGCUCUUCACGGAGUUACCGGAGAUCACGCAGCGGAUGCGCGACGCGGCGCGUGCGGGGUUCCGCGCGGUCGAGGCGGCGUGGAUCUACAACUCUGACCUGAAAGAGUUAAAAACCGUGAAGGAUGAAACGGGACUCAAGUUUGCGCUCAUAAACACACCCCCGGGAGAUUUAAGCGCAGGAGAUCUGGGACUGGGUGCUGUUCCUGGACGAGAGCAGGAGUUCAGACAGGGUUUGGAUCUGGCGGUGCAGUACGCUAAAGCACUGGACUGCAGGAGGAUCCACUUGAUGGCGGGGAGGGUGCCGGCGGGGGCGGACCGCUGCGCUGUUGCCAUGGAGAUGGAGGACACCUUUGUGCAGAACCUCAAACAUGCUGCAGGUGUCCUCUCAAAGGAAGGCAUUCUGGGAUUGAUUGAGCCAAUCAACACCAGGAUCACAGAUCCACGAUAUUUCCUCGACUCCCCACACCAAGCUGCAGUGAUCCUCCAGAGAGUCGCUCAUCCCAGCAUCAGGAUGCAGAUGGACAUCUACCACUGGCAGAUCAUGGAUGGAAACCUUACGCAGAAUAUACGCAAAUACUUACCAAUGACAGGUCACAUCCAGAUCGCUCAAGUUCCUGACCGCCACGAGCCGGACAGCGACGGAGAGCUCAGUUACACGUAUCUCUUCAAGCUGCUGGAGGAGCUGGACUAUCAGGACUACAUCGGCUGCGAAUACAAACCUCAGCGUUCAACAGAAGCGGGUCUGGACUGGCUCCGAAGAUACUGGAGCAGCCACAACUGAUGAGCAGCUUCACUUCUUCACUUCCUGCUUCUUCUAAAAGUCAAUCAUGUAUUAAGAUGACAAGAAUGUAAUUUUCUAAAGCUUAAAAUUGACCUUAAAAUUUUCUGUUGUUUUAUUGACAUUUCACUUGUCAGUAGCUAUGAAAUAUUAUUAUUUUUAUUUUUUAAGAUGUUUUAAUUUAAGAUUUAUUGUCGUACAAAUGACUUUCACACAUUUGAAUUCUAAUUCAGCUUCUAACAUGUUAAUAAAUAUUUCUUUCAAAAAUG